Anneissia japonica is the source of this 2839-nucleotide messenger RNA. Its product is annotated as putative E3 ubiquitin-protein ligase UNKL. NCBI's taxonomy places the organism in Eukaryota, Metazoa, Echinodermata, Crinoidea, Comatulida, Comatulidae. The record is from RefSeq and is a predicted model, not a curated record. Bases 73 to 2457 code for a protein of 794 amino acids. Gene Ontology annotation, molecular function: metal ion binding. The transcript is spliced from 14 exons.
AUUGACGUCAUGAUCAGCCUGGUAAGAGCCAUGCGCAGUAGCAUAUGCGCGGGCUUGUAAUGUUUUGGCAAGAUGCCGUCCGAGCAGCAGAAAUCUGCUAAUAGUAACUUAACAACUCAGCCUGAAAAGCCUUUUCAUUACACAUACCUAAAGGAGUUUCGAACUCAACAAUGCCAAGAUUUUUUGCAGCACAAGUGCCCAAAUCAUCGGCCGUUUACAUGUUUUCAUUGGCAUUUUAUGAAUCAAAGGCGGAGAAGACCUAUUCGUAGACGAGAUGGAAUAUUUAAUUAUAGUCCUGAUGUUUAUUGUACGAAAUAUGAUGAAACUACAGGAUUAUGUGCCGAUGGAGAAGAUUGUGCCUAUUUACAUCGUACCACUGGUGAUACCGAAAGGCGAUAUCAUCUUCGAUACUACAAGACUGGCACGUGUGUACACGAAACAGAUGCCAGGGGUCACUGUGUGAAGAAUGGCCCUCACUGCGCAUUUGCUCAUGGGCCGCACGAUCUACGUCAACCCGUGUACGACAUCCGAGAGAUGAUGGCACAGCAGGAUAUGCAGCAACAGCAGCAACCGGUCUCGUCGGAGUCCUCAUCUACCAAUGGCAGCUCUUUAAGUCAAACUCUUAGUAUAGCUGAUAAGGAUAAGAUUGUACAGGUCGAUGACCCUAAAUGGCAAGAUACAAAUCAUGUUUUAGCCUACUAUAAGACAGAACCAUGUAAGAAGCCCCCUAGGUUAUGCAGACAAGGCUAUGCCUGUCCUCACUACCACAAUGCUAGAGAUAGAAGAAGAAGCCCAAAGAAACUUCGAUGUUACAGGUCAACACCCUGUCCUAAUGUGAAGCAUGGUGACGAGUGGGGUGAAAUUUCUAACUGUGAUCAAGGGGACAAUUGUUUAUAUUGCCACACUAGGACUGAACAACAGUUUCAUCCGGAGAUCUACAAGUCGACCAAAUGUAACGAUAUGCAGCAAACAGGCUACUGUCCACGUGGCCCAUUCUGCGCUUUUGCACAUGUAGACCAGGAAAUGAGUAAUGCUAAAAAUAUACUAGAAGAACUUAAUACUCCAGAAGUAUCAAUGCCAAGUAAGAUGUCUUUGUUCCAAUCGACAACAUCAGCAAUGCAGAGCAUGCCGUCUAACAUGGUAGUCACAACUAAUGGCGGCUCAACUGGCCCCAAUAAUCUUGGACCAAUAGGGAAGCCUCGUUCCAACAGUCAAUCUAGUAAUUAUUCAUCUGAAAGUGGAUCCUAUCAGAAAGCACCUGGUUCUGAACGUGAAGAUACGCUGACAAAUCUAAAGAAACUUCUUCAGAAUGUUGAUAAUGAUGUUACAAUAGACAGCCAGGAGAAGAAUAGAAGGAAACAAAACCUACUGAUGUCACACAACAUCUCACCUGGUAGCCCGUUCGCAUCUAGUAUUUCAAAUUGUGGCCUCCCUAGUCCCGGGACACCGAGUCCCUCUAGCAUGUCAGUAAACGCAACACCUUUCUACCCACCUAGUGAUACUGUCGGCUCUGUUGUUGGUAAUGCUUUGGAUGAUAUUUCAAUAGAAGAUGUUACAAAUUUUGAUAGGGAGUUAAUAGGUGAUAACGAUGGAUCUUCAGUAGGCAGUUCUAGUGCAAGCCUUGGUCAUUUAAGUCUUCUAAGCAGUACUGCCCCUGUGAAUAUUCCUAUGUCUACUAGCUGUUUGAGUCAAAAGACUACUAUAUCCGAGAGUCCUGGCUCGCCCCUCAAUUCUCUUCCACCUGCAUUUGUUCCUCAACAUAUUCAGCAGCAGCAACAAAUAGAAAUAGCAGCGAAAAAUGCUUUCUUUAGUCAACCAAAUCCAUUGCCGAAUCUGCACAAACUUGGGAUGAUGGAUAAUAUAGGUACGUCAUGUUCUCCUUCUCGUGGUCCGCAAUCGCCGCUGCUUACCACGAUGUCUACAAGCACAACAUUAUCGAAUGGUGAAGUUCAAAGGUUACAGGAAGAAGUAAUUAUUCUAAAGAACAAAUUGCAAAGCUGGGAGGAAUCAUGGAACCAAGCAAAGCAGGCAUGUGAUGCAUGGAAGAAAGAGGCUUCUGAUUCUAAUGAAAAAGCUAAAGCAGCUGAUCUGGAAAAGCAAGCCCUUGUCCAGGCAAAGGAAGAAGCUAAGGAAGAAGCUAAGGUUUUAAAACUUGAAAUUGAAGGGCUGAGUGGAGGGCCUCAUUUACAUGUACUCAACCGUACAUCAGAUCUUAAAGGGCUUCCUCUACAUAAAUUAAAGUCAUUACAACUUCAGUUGAGAUCAGAUCUUGAUAAAUUAGAAAAGGUAAUUCACAUACGAGAAGGAUCUAGCUGUUACGGUUGUCAAGACAAAGCACGCAACGUGGUUGUAGCGCCGUGUUAUCACCUUGUGUUCUGUGAAUUAUGCGCCCCGAAUAAAUCAACCUGUAGUAUUUGUCACGGCCAUGUAGUACAAAGGAUUACUAUUCAUUUAUAAAUUUGCUUGCUAGUCAGGGUUACGUCGUCAGGGUGAUAUGAUAGAACAGAGGCCCAACGUGAUUGGUUCCCUUAAAAAAUAGAUGAAUUUUUAAAAUUUACAUCAUGUGGCCAGUUGGUGAUGAAUAUUCAUUAUUUUAAUUUUGUUCCUUAUUAGAUAUAAUACUAUGUUUUAGAAUUUGGUUAUGUUUAUUUUUUUAAAUAUUAUUUUAAACUUUAUUCAUAUAUUUGAUGUUUAUUAUUUCUCCUUUUAAGGAGAAAGCAGAAAUAUAUCAUGCUUUAAAAUGCCUUUUAGUUAUUUUUCAAAUAGAUGAUUAACAAAUCAAAUUAUUAACUUUUGGAUAACAAUUGAGAAACGUCUGCAAAAUUAAGAUUAUUGUUUU